GAAAAAAACUAGGAGAGAGUUCAUUAUACUAUAUAGAGAAGUUUAAUUUCUUGCUAAGUCUCUCAUUGAAAGCUAGCUUUGAGUAUAAGUUAACUCAUAACACCUCAUUCUCUUAGUUGGUUCUCCUUAAAACCUUCUCUUGGUGUUUUCGCUAGAAAUUUGUUUUAAGCAUAAAUAAUAAGGAGAUAAUAAACUAAAGUACCAAAAAGAAAAUAUGGGUCUUGGAGGAACUUUGGAGUAUAUUUCAGAUAUGAUGAGCAGUGGUCAUAAAUCCAAUAAGAAGAAGAAACAGUUUCAGACAGUGGAGCUCAAAGUCAGAAUGGAUUGUGAUGGAUGUGAGCUUAAAGUCAAGAAAGCUUUGUCAUCAUUAAGUGGAGUUACAUCAGUGGAGAUAAACAGGAAACAGCAAAAGGUGACAGUAACAGGAUAUAUGGAAGCAAACAAGGUGCUAAAGAAGGCAAAAUCAACAGGAAAGAAGGUUGAGAUUUGGCCCUAUGUUCCCUACAAUUUGGUGGCUCAACCCUAUGCUGCUGCUGCUUAUGACAAGAAGGCUCCUCCUGGUUAUGUUAGAAGGGUGGAUCAGAACCCAACCACGGGAACAGUUUCAACAUUUGUGGAUCCUGCAUAUGUUACCAUGUUCAGUGAUGACAACCCUAAUGCUUGCUCCAUCAUGUAAUUAAAUCAACAAAUAUUGAUGCGGAUUUUUUUUCAUAAUGGUGGUGUUCAUGUCAGUCUAGACACAGUCAUGCACUAUAAAAUUUGUAAGGGCGGUGUUCAUGUCAGUUUAGACGCCGUCAUGCACUAUAAAUUUUUGUAAGGGGUGUUAUUAGUACAUGGUGUUUGUGUCAGUUUGUACGCAACCACGCACUAUAAAUUUUGUAAGGGGUAUUAUUAGUAUAUGGUGUUUGUGUCAGUUUAUACACAACCAUGCACUAUAAAAUUCUGUAAGAAUUAGUAGCAGGGUAUCAAACCGAAUAUUCAUAUA
This is a messenger RNA of Lycium barbarum (goji berry), 985 nucleotides long. RefSeq names its product heavy metal-associated isoprenylated plant protein 23-like. The record is from RefSeq and is a predicted model, not a curated record. The transcript has 2 exons. Lineage: Eukaryota; Viridiplantae; Streptophyta; Magnoliopsida; Solanales; Solanaceae. The coding region runs from base 215 to 676 and encodes 153 amino acids. Gene Ontology annotation, molecular function: metal ion binding.